Sporothrix brasiliensis 5110 is the source of this 564-nucleotide messenger RNA. RefSeq lists its product as uncharacterized. The record is from RefSeq and is a predicted model, not a curated record. The transcript has 2 exons. Bases 1 to 564 code for a protein of 187 amino acids. Gene Ontology annotation, biological process: small GTPase-mediated signal transduction. Gene Ontology annotation, cellular component: plasma membrane. Gene Ontology annotation, molecular function: GTPase activity; GTP binding; GDP binding. NCBI's taxonomy places the organism in Eukaryota, Fungi, Ascomycota, Sordariomycetes, Ophiostomatales, Ophiostomataceae.
AUGCCAUCACCGUCCAAGCAGCGGAAAAUCGCCAUCGUUGGCAGCCGCUCUGUCGGCAAAUCUUCUUUGGCGGUCCGCUACGUCGAGGGACACUUUAUCGAGAGCUACUACCCGACCAUUGAGAACACGUUCAGCAAGGAGAUCCGCUACAAGGGCCAGGAGUACGCCACCGAGAUUGUCGACACCGCCGGCCAGGACGAGUACAGCAUCCUCAACUCGAAGCACUUUAUCGGCAUCCAUGGCUACGUGCUCGUCUACUCGGUCGCCUCCAAGCAGUCGUACGAGAUGAUCCACGUCAUCCGCGAUAAAAUCCUUGACCAUCUCGGCGUCAGCUGGGUGCCCCUGGUCAUUGUCGGGAACAAGAGCGACCUGCGCCCCGAGCAGCGCCAGGUCACUGUGGAGGAUGGCAAGAAGCUGGCCGAGAAGUUUGACUGCGCCCAGAUCGAGGCCAGCGCGCGCUUUGACACCAACGUGGCCAAGGCCUUUGAGCUUCUGAUCGGCCAGAUCGAAAAGGCACAGAACCCCAACGAGCCGCAGGACGGUGGAAAGUGUGUGGUGAUGUGA